Misgurnus anguillicaudatus (oriental weatherfish) is the source of this 1293-nucleotide messenger RNA. NCBI's taxonomy places the organism in Eukaryota, Metazoa, Chordata, Actinopteri, Cypriniformes, Cobitidae. The record is from RefSeq and is a predicted model, not a curated record.
UGAUGGGUUUUUCCAGGAGUCCCACUGAAGAAUUUGAUGAUCCUCAUGUGUUUGGGUCUGGAAAUGAAGCAGUCAUGAGGACAUAAACCACUGAGCACAGAGAAGUAUCAAAAGGAUAUUAAAAAGGUUUCUUGGAUUCUUGAUCGUAUGUUUCAUCAUUCAUAAUGAAGCUUUCAUUAUUAAGCGUAACUGUCCCGCUCUUAUCCUACAAAUGUUUUGGUGAGCAUAUCUUUACAUAUUUCGCCGUCAUCAUCUGGCUUCUGCUCUUGGCUCACAUGCUAAGUCACACACAAAAUGGCUUGUCGGAUGGAUUUGGCCGUGGGGUGCUGGUGACGGGCUGUGACAGUGGAUUUGGACAUCAUCUCGCUAAGAAACUGGACAGAAUGGGUUUCACGGUGUUUGCUGGAUGUUUAAACACCGACAGUCCUGGGGCUGAGAGUCUGACUGAAGAAGGGUCUGAUCGUAUGAAGAUAAUACAACUGGAUGUCACCAAAGAUGAACAUGUAAAGUUGGCCAAGGACUUUGUGAAGGCAAAUUUGCCAGAGAAUGGUCUUUAUGCUGUGGUGAAUAACGCAGGAGUGAGCGACUGGGGUGAAAUCGAGUGGAGUACAGCUGAGGACUUUCAGAAGAUGGCUGAUGUUAAUUUAUUUGGUGCCAUCAGAGUCACCAUUGCGUUCUUGUCUCUUGUCAGGGCAUCUAAAGGUCGUUUGUUGUACGUCUCAAGUAUCUUUUCCUUCUUCAACUGUCUGAAUAUGGGAGCGUACAGCGUGUCCAAGCGAGGACUAGAGGCAUUCGCAGACUGUUUAAGAGUAGAGAUGGCCAGUUUUGGGGUUAAGGUCAGUAUUAUUCAACCUGGAAAUUUUGGUGCCGCCACAAACAUUCAAAGGAAGAAAACCUCACAGGACAUAUGGGAUGAGUUUGACGCUGCACGUAAACUUAAAUUCAGCCAGAAAUACAUUGAGAUGGCGUGUGAAUAUUUCCAGUCGGUCUGCUCAUUAGGAUUUAAGGAUUGCACAAUGGUAAUCGAUGCCAUGUUACACGCACUAACCGCUGCCAAACCUCGAGCUCGAUACCUGCUGGUUUCCUGGCUGGAUUUGUGUUUUUUCUACAUCUUUCCUUUUCUGCCAACAUACAUCACCGAUGCUGUGUUUAGUCUGAGCUCCAUGUAUCAACAUCGUGAAGUUAUGUUGUACUCUUAAAUAACAUAUAAAGACCUUGACAAUAACAUAAACAAAUAAUAUUACAUUACCAGAUAUGAAUAAAAACAGAGGUUACUUGUUUGCUUUCUAAGCA